This is a messenger RNA of Cylindrotheca closterium, 1710 nucleotides long. NCBI's taxonomy places the organism in Eukaryota, Bacillariophyta, Bacillariophyceae, Bacillariales, Bacillariaceae. The record is from the annotation of a GenBank genome assembly.
AUGAGCGAAACCAACAAUGAAGCACAAAACCACGAAAUGCCGAUGGACGACCCGAUGAGCCUCAUCAGCGAAAACAAGGAUUUUGUCCUCGAAAUCGACAGCGACAAUGAAGAUGACACCUCGGUUUUGCUCGACGAGAACGAGGAUCGGGUAUACCCCCCAGGUGCUGAUAACCAAGAAGAAGUGUACGACAUGCAAUUUCUACAUCGUGUGAUUGAAGAUGCCGGACGGUGGGCCUUUGGAAUCCUUCUCGCCGAGUUAUGGGUGAUGGACGAUACCGGGACGCUGCUCUUUCGUCCCGAUUGUGGAUGGUGGGCGGACCGCUAUGCGUCGACCGAAGCCUUUUCCAAACUGACCGAUUCUUCUCUUCCAGAUUAUAUUCCGGCCGAUCCUUGCAUGCCCGGCAUUGGAUUGCCAGGAUAUCUUUGGUCACAGGCUACAACCAACACAAGAAGUAGUACAAUAAGGCAAAGCACCAUCCGAGGUGGCUCUAACUUUCUUGGAACAAGCCGACAGCAUGGCGGGGCAAGGCGUGGAAGUGUUGCCUCCCGUGGCAGUAUGUUUGGAACUGGUACAAUUGGUAGCGGCAUGAUGCAUUCGCACCAUCCCGAUCAAUCUUCUUCUGCCAAACUUACCUGGUGCGAAGUCAAGCCCUUGGCCGACGAUCCCGAUCAGCCAUACUGCGAACGUACCCAAUAUCUAGCCAACAAGGCUGGACUCGGGUUGGCCGCGGGGGUGACCUUUAAUGUUGGAGGCACUCGAGGAAUCGUCGUUUACAUGGCCCGUGAUACGGCCAGUCUCAAAGAUCUGACCGAUUCUACCAACGAAGAAUACUUGCAACGAGCGACCAGUGUCAUUGGAUCGGCCUAUUCCCUGAGAAGGGCGCGGAUUGAAGUGGUAAAAAAGCGAAGAAAAGACAUCAACAAAUGCUGGCGACGGGUCCGCAUCAAGCUGUUGGCGAUCCGAUUCAUGGGAUUGUCUCUGGCCAAAGUGGUCGAACGGGAAGAGCAAAAAGCUGCUUUGCAAAAAGGAAAAUCACAAAGCAUGAAGGAUGUCAUGAAAGAACUAGAUGGAACCGUCAACAAAGUGGCGGGGUAUUUCAAAGCCAAGAUCAAGCAAGAAGCCAAAAAGUUCAUGGGUGCCAACGUCAAGGCACCCCCUCCUAUGGGAUGGUCAGCAUCCGCUUUUACCUUUAUGGGUUGCUUUCUCACCUUUGCAAUGUUGACGAACUUUAGCAAGUUCAUGCAACAAAGUUAUGGACCCGAAUACUCAAUUGUACUGCCUCCAUUUGGCGCACUGAUGGGUUUACACUAUGGUUUGACAUCCGCUCCUGCCUCCCAGCCUCGCAAUGCGAUUGUCGGUCAGGUUCUAGGACUCACCAUUGCGCAUUUGAUUGGAUCCUAUUUGGAUGUGGAACUCUGGUUGCGACAGUCACUGGCCAUUGCUUGCGCCGUUGGAAUCAUGGUCAAGUGCAGUGCGAUUCAUCCCCCAGCGGGAGCAGCGGCAGUAGUCUUUUCGAGUGGAACCUUUACAUGGAUUCAAGUGGGAAUGAUGUUGGUCGGAAAUGUCCUGGCUAUUCUGUCUUCCACACUGAUCAAUAAUUGGAAUGAUCAGCGGCAGUUUCCUACGUUUUGGGGAUUCCGUCCAAUCAACGAUUACUUUUCUGCAUUGUUUUCCGCAAAGAAGGAAAGCAUGGACAAGGAGAAAUAG